Messenger RNA from Rattus rattus (black rat), 9287 nucleotides. It is a transcript of the gene Rfx3, whose product is annotated as regulatory factor X3. Gene Ontology annotation, molecular function: RNA polymerase II cis-regulatory region sequence-specific DNA binding; DNA-binding transcription factor activity, RNA polymerase II-specific. Lineage: Eukaryota; Metazoa; Chordata; Mammalia; Rodentia; Muridae. Gene Ontology annotation, cellular component: nucleus. Gene Ontology annotation, biological process: regulation of transcription by RNA polymerase II. The record is from RefSeq and is a predicted model, not a curated record. Bases 360 to 2702 code for a protein of 780 amino acids. The transcript has 18 exons.
UGUGUGUGUGUGUGUGCGCGCUUGUGAUUUAAACCGGAUGCAGGGCAUCUGUGCUACUUCGGUUAGUGGCUACUGACAGCGCUUUAUCCUUCUUGUGGAGAUGGGAGGGGUAGUCCUGAGGUUCUGUUUCACUUUGAUGCACCUCCCUCCCCACAGGAGAGUGUUAACAAUUUUCAUUGUGGUUUAGACUUUGUCUGUGAUGAACAGGAAAAGGACAUAAGGAAGCUUUGUGAGAACUCAGUUCACAACGCUAUUUGUGACAGUUAUGGUACUUUGAGAGUUUUUUUUUUUUUUUCUCCCAUCUUCAUCUCUUCCUUUCCCUUGGAGAGUUGAAAUUGAAGUCAAGUUGUUCAUAAAGAAUGUAUGAAGCUUCUCAACUUGAAACAGAUUUUUAUCAGAGGAAUGUAGACUGGAAUCUGCAAUGGUUCUCAAAAUCCCAAAGUGAGACCAUCAUGCAGACUUCAGAGACGGGUUCAGACACAGGUUCGACAGUGACUCUACAGACAUCUGUGGCUAGCCAAGCAGCAGUGCCUACACAAGUGGUACAGCAGGUGCCAGUCCAGCAGCAGGUGCAGCAGGUGCAGACAGUUCAGCAGGUCCAACAUGUCUACCCAGCUCAGGUGCAGUAUGUGGAAGGAAGUGAUACUGUCUAUACCAAUGGAGCAAUCCGAACAACAACGUACCCCUACACGGAGACGCAGAUGUAUAGCCAAAACACUGGAGGGAACUACUUUGACACUCAAGGAAGCUCUGCACAGGUGACGACGGUGGUGUCCUCCCACAGUAUGGUGGGUACUGGUGGUAUCCAGAUGGGCGUCACAGGAGGACAACUCAUCAGCAGCUCGGGAGGAACCUAUCUGAUUGGCAAUUCGAUGGAGAAUUCUGGUCAUUCAGUGACACACACAACUCGGGCCUCCCCAGCGACAAUUGAGAUGGCGAUUGAGACGCUGCAAAAGUCUGACGGUCUGUCCACUCACAGGAGCUCUCUCCUCAACAGCCAUCUCCAGUGGCUGUUGGACAAUUACGAGACAGCAGAAGGAGUGAGCCUUCCAAGGAGCACCCUGUAUAACCACUAUCUUCGACACUGUCAGGAGCACAAGCUGGACCCAGUCAACGCUGCCUCUUUCGGAAAACUAAUAAGGUCCAUUUUUAUGGGGCUACGAACUAGGAGAUUAGGCACUAGAGGAAACUCCAAGUACCAUUACUAUGGGAUCCGGGUGAAGCCAGAUUCUCCUCUUAACCGUCUACAAGAAGAUAUGCAGUACAUGGCUAUGAGGCAACAGCCCAUGCAACAGAAGCAAAGGUACAAGCCUAUGCAGAAAGUGGAUGGGGUUGCAGAUGGUUUCACAGGAAGUGGCCAACAGACAGGCACAUCUGUUGAGCAAACUGUAAUUGCCCAAAGUCAACAUCAUCAGCAGUUUUUAGAUGCAUCUCGAGCACUUCCAGAGUUUGGAGAAGUUGAAAUCUCUUCUUUGCCAGAUGGUACUACCUUUGAGGAUAUCAAGUCACUGCAGAGUCUUUAUCGAGAGCACUGUGAGGCAAUAUUGGACGUUGUUGUGAAUCUUCAGUUUAGCCUGAUAGAAAAGCUGUGGCAAACAUUCUGGCGCUAUUCUCCCUCUACUCCAACCGACGGCACUACCAUUACGGAAUCAAGCAAUCUGAGUGAAAUAGAAAGUCGACUUCCGAAAGCAAAGCUGAUAACUCUGUGCAAACAUGAGUCUAUCCUGAAAUGGAUGUGUAACUGUGACCAUGGGAUGUACCAGGCUUUGGUGGAGAUUCUCAUCCCCGACGUCCUUAGACCCAUUCCUAGUGCCUUGACCCAAGCCAUUCGAAAUUUUGCAAAAAGCCUAGAAGGUUGGCUUUCAAAUGCCAUGAACAAUAUUCCACAGAGAAUGAUUCAAACCAAGGUUGCCGCUGUAAGUGCCUUUGCCCAGACUCUGCGAAGAUACACAUCGCUCAAUCACCUGGCCCAGGCAGCCCGCGCAGUGCUUCAGAACACUUCCCAGAUCAACCAGAUGCUCAGUGACCUCAACCGCGUUGACUUUGCCAAUGUCCAGGAGCAGGCUUCCUGGGUGUGCCAGUGUGAUGACAACAUGGUUCAGAGACUAGAAACAGACUUCAAGAUGACCCUGCAGCAGCAGAGCACUCUGGAGCAGUGGGCUGCUUGGCUAGACAAUGUGAUGAUGCAGGCGCUGAAGCCCUAUGAAGGAAGGCCCAGCUUCCCUAAAGCCGCCCGGCAGUUUCUGCUCAAGUGGUCUUUCUACAGCUCAAUGGUUAUCCGGGACUUGACUUUACGCAGUGCUGCUAGCUUCGGCUCCUUUCACCUGAUCCGGCUACUCUAUGAUGAGUACAUGUUCUACUUAGUAGAGCACCGUGUUGCUCAAGUGACAGGAGAGACGCCGAUAGCAGUGAUGGGCGAGUUUGGUGAUUUAAAUGCUGUGUCUCCCGGAAAUCUGGAUAAAGAUGAAGGCAGCGAAGUAGAAAGUGAGAUGGAUGAAGACCUGGAUGAUUCUUCAGAGCCUCAGGCCAAAAGAGAGAAAACAGAGCUGAGCCAGGCAUUCCCAGUAGGCUGCAUGCAGCCUGUCCUGGAGAGUGGUGUGCAACCCAGCCUCCUGAACCCCCUCCACAGCGAGCACAUCGUCACGAGUCCACAGACCAUCAGGCAGUGCAGCGCCACGGGCAACACCUACACUGCGGUCUAACAGCAGGAAAGUCGAUUCCCCAGCUUACUUUAACCCCAUCCAUACUGGGCUCAAGCUGAGGUUUGAACAAGCCUGAAGGUUGACUGUUGUCAAAAGUCUGUCUGUGCUGAACAUUACCUUUUUGGAGUUGUGAAAUGGAAUGGGUGUAUGUAUUUUUCCAGGUCGUUUUUUUAACACAAAUUAUUUGCCUUUUAAUAAUAGAGUCCCCCCUUAGUUUCAGCUGUCAAGAAGGAUUUUUACAACACUUAAUGUCAUUGUUUUUGUUUUCUCAUAAUUAAAAAGUAAUUUACAUUUUGUAGCUUAAAAUAUUUUAUUGUUGAUUGUUAGUCUUGGUGUAUGAUUUUAUGUGUAAGUUUUUUAAUUAGAUGCACUUCUGUGAAAUAUCAAAAGAAAUGAAUUUCUUUGAUUUACACUGGAGGCAUGCCCAUUUGGCAGCAGAUGCAUCAAAUUUGCUUCUGAAAGGUGCUUUUCAUUGGACAGAACCAUAAAACACUAUUUUGCUAACAUUUUGGAGUAUGGAGAGAAUACAGAGCGUUUUUAUUAUAGUGGUAGAGGGUUGGAAAGGUCAUCUAUUUUUCUCUGAAAAAAAAAUUGAGCUGUGCAUUUAUCAGUCCAGGGUAAAUGACAGAAUUGAAAGAGAUUAUGCUAAUAUGUACAUAAUUUGUGUACAUAAUUAUUAAACCUUGUUAACAAUGCAAGCUUCCGUUAGACAUUGACUUUAACUAUGAUUUGUGUACCAAUUCCUCUGUUUAAAGACUACUGAUUCUGUAUUGGAACCACUGCACAGAUGCAUUCCGCUGUUAAGUGGGGCUGUUAUAGUUAGAUACUGCAGCUGAAGAAAUGACUUGACUUUUUUUUUAAGUGUACAUGCUACUUAUACUGAGCUGGACAUACAGGAAACCAUUCCAUUUGGAUGACUUUCUUUUAUUCCAGGUCUUUUUUUUCUAAUAGUAGUUCAAUAUGCUGCUAUUAUAAAAGAAAAUGUAUAGAAUGCAAGGAAUGUAGCGACCUGCAUAUUGUUAUUUCCUGGUUUCUAAGAUACAUGGAUUUAAAUUUUACACAGAACCUGAAGUCAGUGUGACUGGCACACCUCCCUGUUGCUCCCCGAUUCUGUAGGAUUUGGAUAGGUGGCUGGAUGGACCAUUGCCAUUGAAGAACGCACAUCAGGGAUCAUCGUACCUCGGCUAUUACAUGGUGCCUUAAACAGAACUGAGCUAAGGUUUAGUAAGGUUUAUUUUGUUCGUGUGAGUAACUCUUGAAUCCAUUUGGUAAAGUGUGCCUGUCAUGCUCAGAUUCUUGAAGUAAAGACAGGUCACAUGUUCUUCAAGGGGAAUUUAGGGGGAAAUUAAGCAAAACAAAGAGACAAAAACUUCAGUUUCUCUCCGAGGGACUGUGAGUGGACUUGUCUAUGUUUUAUCCUUUGAGCUGAAUAUCACUUGAUUGCAAAUCAGAUUGCUAAGGGUGUGGACUAGCAGUUUUCAUACAAACAUGUUACAUAAAGAUCAUGUGUUGUAGACCAUUAUUAUCUAGUUACAAUUCUAGAAAGCUAACAGAAUAAGCAGGUACUUAUUGAAGUGCAUCUUUUCAGUCUAAAUGUCUGUCUGUGUGUCUGGGUGUCUCUGUGUACACACACACACACACACACACACACACACAUGCACAUGCACACACGCACAUGCACACACACAUAUGGAACUGGAGUCUGCUACAGUCACAAGGUGAGAUCCUAAAGAAUACAGGCUCAUCCCAUUUUAUUUUGCAUGAAAAGCCAAGGUUCUUUUAACUCAAACUAUCAACAACAGCAACAAAAAUAGGGCAUAUCUUUCAUUUACCUAACUAUAAAAUUAAAUCAGUGAAAGUCAACAAAGAACUAAAUAAAGCCAAAAAUGGAAAGGAAAGCACAAAAUGAUAGAUCACUACUGAGGUCGACAUUAAACUGAAGACUUCAUGUUUCCAGUUGGGCUGGGUGAGGGGUAUAGUUGACAAGAAGCUGUGCCAAUCUGGAAAGUAAAAAACACCAAAUGGCUUAUCAGGAAAUACAGUCUAUUGAAACUGUUAUUGCCUGAUUGUCUCAAACUUCUGAAAAUCAACAUUUCUUAAGGGAAAUUUAAAUGUCUUACAUAUAAUUUUUAAUGGAUUCAGAUUUCGUAUCAAGCAACUUACUCACACACGUCUUCACUGAUGUCCAAGCAUCUCUUCAUGACUGAAGAUCCCAAGGCAAUGAACCGGCAAGCCCCUCCCCUCCAUCACCCAUCAUAAGCUACAGAAGACCACGGACCUACUUCAUUGUGAGUUAGAAAAUGUUUACACAUAAAAUUCUAAUCAUAACCUAGCUCUCUUCAUCUCGACUCUCCUUCCUGAGGUCUUUUAGUUUCCUGUCUCUGCCUGUCAUCCCCAGAUGACAUUAUGUCUGUGUUGGAUCAGUUGUAUUUGCUGUUUUCACUGUGUUUAUUGGUCGACCUUUUAAAUGUAUUUGUAUCAUUGUUUCAUUUAAUUUAAUGUUGGAGAUAUUUGUACCAUGAGAGGAAUCAGCUAACAAUGGACAGACAUAGAUUCAUGAGAGGGAGGGACUGAGUGGCCCUCCAGAAUUCAAGAUUUCUUCCAUUCGUCCAUGGUUUGUUCUAAAUUAGGACAGAGUAAAAACUAAUAAAUAUUAUUACGGUUGAAAUUGACUCCAAAAUAUUCUGAAAUCUUUUAGACAUAUUUAGGAACAUUAAUCCUUUUACACUAGUGUAGAUAAUUCUAACCAAUACACACAAAAUACCCAUGGCUUAUGAUACUUCUAGUUAUUUGUAGUAUAUAGAACACACAUCAAUCUUGGAUUUGAAUUAUGAACUAUAUUAAAAAACAAAAAACGGUAAUUUGUAUGCAGGCAAAAUUUAUAACAAUUACAUUUGUUUUCGUCAUUUAACAUCUUGUUUCUAUUUUCCCAUUUAUUGAAACUGGCUUUUCUAAAUAAUAUCAACCACUAACAGUCUCAUAGUGGGCUUAUGACAUAAUACACUUUUUAAGGACUUGCUGGCAUUUCUUGGCAUUAUAAUCAAGUGCUAGUCUUGAAAUGCAUGUAUGUGAACCAAGUGCUACACUCCUAGUGAGGAAAAGGAGAGGGAGGUGCGUGAGUUAUUGGUACGUUUCAGAAGAGAUUUCCAUGUAAUACAAUUGAUAUCAUAGAUAUAGUUUUAUAUCAGCAAAUACUUUGAGAAUUAUAGCCAAAAGAUCUACGCUUCCAAAACCAGUGGACAAUGGGUAGGAUGGAUGAGACUUCUCCUGGGAACACAGGGCCCAGUUUUUAUUUUCCCCUUUGGAUACCAAGUUAUUAAGAACUUCAGGACUUGCGUCCACAUCUUGACUGUAUGACUCUUACUGCCUUUUCCAAAAUCUGCGUUCCUUUUUGUGACUUUUUUCCUUGUACUGUAUAGCACGGUUCAUGCACCUCUCUUUAGAUGGUGUACUUUAAAAACAGAAGUAAAAUACACAAAUGGUUUUCUCGCUGCAUACCUAAAAUUCGUAGUGUGCGACAUUAACUGCCUUUGAUUUGUAGCGGACGAGCAAGAAUGAGCACUUUCUUGCAGAAUGCUGUAGACGUCAAUCAGGAGUGGUCACAGCUCCCAUGCUGUGAUCCUGGGCCUUUUUCCAUGGACACACUCUCUACAAGUGCUAAAUGCAUUUUCAGUUUUUGAAAGAUUAUUAUCACAUUAUUAUUAUCAUUAAUAUUAUUUGAAAUGUCUAAGAUAAUGCUGUGCUUGAAACAUCUGUGUAAAAGAAAAUACGUGUGUCACUGUGAUGGUCCUCGUUGCAUGGACAUAGUAGAAAAGUCAAAAGCUUGACGUGUACACGAGGUAAGGCAGUGGUUAUAUACAACAGAUUGACUUUGCUAUAACCUUCCCUCCCCAAAUUCUUUUGAGCAAACCACGACCAUCCAGAAACUAAAAUCAGAAUUUUUCUGAUCUCUGUGGAUCACAGCAGAGUUUGGGGGAGGAGGGUUGUCGUGCAGUGUUGUUCGACAUCAAGCUGUGACUGGAUCAGAGCAACCACCUCCAUGUACAUGGUAGAGCAAGCUCAGUAACAGAACCCUAGUAUUUCUGUGAUUCCGGUGAUGUUAAAGAUGGGGCUGAAGCACUAAUUCAGUGCUUAGUUCUAAUACUAGAAAAGCCCUUUGCUGUAAUGCCUUGUAUUAACCCUUUGAGCAUUGUAAGAUAUACAAUGGGGGAUGAAAGCCUUUCAGAUCAUUUAUUUAGACUUAAAAAGUAAAAUAGCCUCUAUAUCCAAAUGUCUAAUUACACUGUUUUUUAAAGGGGGGGUCAGAAAAGAAAGUGUCUCCAUGCCGAACACUUGCAUUUUAUAUACAACUCUUAAUUUUCCUUCAAGAGGGCUGGAUAUGUUUAUUCCCAAAUAUUCACUGCCAUCUAAGUAAGUGUACUGUUUACAGAAGACAAAAUCAACUUUUCUAGCAUCACAUGACUCUCUAGAAAAGGAGGACGCGUGCAUGGGCCUGUGCUGGUCUAUGCUGUAACUGAUUUCUGCACACUGGAGGUACCUGCUAGCCUUUAACAGGUAUGGUAAAAUAAAGGGUUACAUUUUGUCUUUUUUCCCAAAACAAAAGAUCUCAUUUAUUUAGCUUUAGAAAGUACAAAUGAAGCCUUAGGACGGUGAGUUCCACUAAACACAGCUGAAUGCUGAGGUACUUAGGCUCUUUGGAGUUCCAUCUGUCAUGAAAUAGUGCUUGGAAAUCACGCAGGGCAUAAUUUUACCUGUGCUCUAAAACAUUAAUACUUUUGUCAUAAGACAUAGAGAGGCAGAGAGGCAGACAGACAUUAACCUGCUCCGAACUCUUCUGCCAGGAGAUGCUGGGACUGCUGCUUCAGCUGUCUCUGAAUGCCAUUCUGCUUACAACAUUUGUUGAUUUCUUUAGGGAAUUUCCGGACAGUUGAUCUGGUCCUCCCCUAUGUGACAGAACACGGGGCAGUGUUGUGCUCCCAUGUGCCCACGCUGCCCUCGCUAAGCACAGACAGGAGUGUGACCUAUUCCGAUGUCUGCCGACAUCCAUAGCAUAGUGCAAGUGUCCGUACGUUGCUUUUUAGGCAGUUGAGGAAGUCAGACCAUGCAAAUUAAUCAUGUGUUAACAUGCAAUACUCAAAGGGUUUUACUUUAGCUCUCUUCUUUUGACUCUUCAUGAUGAUUUACUGUAAAUGCUUCUCAGUUUGCAUGCCUUGCCCAUUGCUGCUAGUGAUUUUAUGUGCCAGUAGACCUGAGUUUAGUUUACCAAUUUUACUUAAAUAGUAAAAGCCACUUACAAAGUGACUGCCUAGGGUUGAUUCUCCUUUUGUUUAAAGGGAUUGGUAAUACGUCGUUUUUAAAAGAAAUAUUUGGUCUCUUUUAUUUGGUCCUAAUAUUUGAAUCUUUUGCCCCUCCUUCCUUAGUUCUCUUUCUUUCUUUUUAGUAAAAUAUGAUGUUGGGAUUGGAAGCCCUGAGUAAUGAAGUAUUUGGUAAGAAUCAUUUAUGUAGCUCAACAAUCAUGACAACAGACCUCUGUGAGAAGGUUGGUUCUGGGGAGGAAAGCAAAAAUAAAACUGAUUGACUUUUGAUGACCAAGUAAAUUUUCCUUGAGUAAAUUAACAUUUCUGAACAAACGAUGCCUUGCUUUAGCCUACACACACAAUUUUAUAUGACCCAACGAGAAAAGUGUUAAAUUGUAUUCGUUUGAAAAGCAUCUUUUGUACCAAAGCAAAUUCUUUUCUCUGCUCAUCUCCAUCAUCGAUUUGGACCUAUGGUGGCGACCAGUGAGUUGGUUCCAGAAACUUGAGUGAGUGCCUUGAGAACGCUUGGGAACUGUGCCUGAGGUAAACUUUUAAUUAGGUUAAUUGUAGCGCUUACCAAUCAGUGACACACUAUCACUCAGGGCUUUCGCACCUUCUCGGUGAAACUCCUUUCAUUGUGGGUUGUUUUUUUUUAAUACUGUAUUUUUUUUUAAGUGCCAUCAUUUGAAAUUCACUUAGUAAGUGGCAGAUUACAUUAUUCAGUCCCACAAGCACACAAACAUAGUAACACUAGGAGAUAUUUGAGCAUUUAUUUUACAAUCGACUGAAUAUAUAAUGUAAAUGCGGUAAGCAACUUUUGUAGAGAUUGUAUGUGUGAGAUAAUGUAAUGUUCUUUUCCAGUUUUUGGACUACAGUUGAAUAAACUUUUUAAUUAUUUAAAAACAUCUUUACCGAAUAACAUGUGAUGGUUUUUUUGUAUAAUGUAUUUGAUUUUGUAAAUACGUAUUUCCUGAUGUGAUUUUUGUGAGAAACGCUAAAUCUUUUAGUAUACCAUGUCCUCUGAAGAUUGGCAGGAGCUAAAUACUAGUUUGUGGGCAAUUUGUAUUGUGUACUGUACAAUAACUGGGGAACUUUUAUAAUUAUAAAAAUAUAUAUUAACUUUUAGUGUGUUGUUUAAACAAAUGACUGGAACAUACUAAAGAUAUUAGUAGGAUUUUUUCUGAAUAUUUCAGACUUGAACUCAGGCUAGCUUUCUUGUGUUUUUCAAAACAAAAAUGGUGUCUUGUCUUUUAAAAAUCAAUAAAUUUGUUUCCUUGUUACAAACAUU